AUCUCUGCAAGCAUAAAAGACACAGCAAAACUAGAAUGAGAACUAGCUAGCAAAUAGUUGGCUGAUUCAGUUAGCAACUCGAUUUCUGCAUAAAACAUUAAAACAUGCAAAUAGAUGUAUGAAGUUAAUUGAGUUCUAAAACAAUCUACAAGCAGUUGGAAAGACCUGGUCACAAAAAUCUCAUCACCAAAUCAGACAUCUGAUGUCUCCUAAAUCUUGAAUACAAUCCAAUAUUAACACUCGAAUGGCAACGAUUCAGUUACACCUAAACAUGUUUCCUUUCCUGACAGUUGGGACAUUUUAUGUCAAGCAUUUCAACUUUCUUUUGCGGAGUCCUGAUUGCAUUCAUAUCCAGCUGGGAAGUGUCACUCCUAUCCUUGUCGUCCCACUAAUCUUAUUAAUUGGCGCCAGUUAUACAAAAGAAAUGAGUGCAAUUUCAGCCAUGAAAAUGUCAUACCUGUCACAAGCCACAUCAAUGGUAGAAGAGGUAACAAGCUUAUCCAUUUCUUCGGUGAUAACAUGUUAUCAAAGUAUAGGCAGAUCUUACUUACACUACUGAACGAUUAUUCAUACUGCACCUCUGCUGCUCCAUGACAGACAAUCUCUCAAAUCAAAACCGUUUUUGCUUUUGUUGGAGAGACUUCAUCAAUCAAGUCGUUCUUAGACUGCAUCGGAAAACAGAUGAACCUAAGCAAGAAAGAAGCAUUUAUAAAGGGUGUUGGAACAGGCAUUUUCCAGACUGUAACUUUCAGUUCAUGGGCUCUUAUUGUGUGGGUGGGAGCUGUUGUUGUAUCAGCUCGGAGAUCAAGUGGCGGAGAUGUCAUAGCUGCAGUUAUGAGCAUUCUUUUUGGUGCAAUGUAAGAGCCAAAACAUCAUAUUUUACAAUAGAAUCUACCAUGCUAUGAAGAAAGAGGAAGAAGAAAUCAAAGUACUGUCAGAAAAAAGAUGGUUUUAUUAUCUUUCUUUUAAUUUCAGAGCACUCACAUAUGCUGCACCAGAUAUGCAAAUAUUCAAUCAAGCAAAAGCUGCAGGAAAGGAGAUUUUUCAGAUGAUCGAAAGAAUACCAACAAUAAGUGCUGACUCGAGAGGGAAGAUGCUGGAUGUGACUAAUGGAAACAUCAGUAUAGAGGAUAUAGACUUUUCUUACCCAUUGCGGCCCGAAAAGAUUGUUCUUCAAGGGUUUUCUUUGUCCAUUCCAGCAGGAAAAGUAGUGGCACUUGUGGGAGUGGUUGUGGUAAAAGCACCAUCAUCUCAUUAUUGAUGAGAUUUUAUGAUGCAAAGAAAAGUUCGUCAUCCCUCCACUAUUAAUUAGAAAUCUCAGCUCUUACCUGCAGAAGCUUAUUAAUGUACAUAAUGUUCAUAGUCAGAUAAAGUUGCCUGAUUUAUAUAUGAAUGUUAGAACACUAACUCAGUAUGAAAUCCCUCAGGUGAUAUUCUCCUUGACAAUCAUAACAUCAAGGAUCUUGAUUUUAAGUUUCUGAGGAGAAAUAUCGGACUAGUUUCCCAGGAACCAUCACUAUUUGCUGGCAGCAUUAAGGACAACAUCAAGAUAGGAAAAAUGGAUGCAGAUGAUGAGGAUACUGAAAGAGCAGCAUCCUUGGCAAAUGCGCAUUCUUUUAUACAACAGCUCCCUCAUCAAUAUCAUACAGAGGUCAGACCAGUGCCCCUCACACACAUUAUUAAAUUUCCAUUCUUUUGGAUAUGGAGAUAAUAUGGUCAAAGUCACCGGAAAAGAGAUAAUGUUGAAGAAAGGAAGAAGGCUGGCUUAAAUUUACAUGCUUGUUCAUAAACAGUAGAUUUUCUAAGGAGUUAAAGCUGAGGCAUUUAAGAAACUGUGAAACACCAAAAGGCCAAUUGUUUUUUGUAGAAUAUCUAAGAUUCAAAUGAAAUUGAACAAAAACAAAAUCUUUCCAAUUAGGAAUGGCCUUAAACCUGCACUAUUGAAACAAAAAAUUAUAACUUCCCACAACUAAUAUAGCAAAAUUUCAUACCAGACUUUGUGAAAUCUAGCACCUAGCCUCUUUUAUCCAAUGCUAAUGAUAUUUGCAUUACUUUUUAUACCGUCAUAGCUCAAAGCCGCAUCCAGAGAGAAUCCUCAGUUAGUUGGAACAACCGAUAACUAAUUAAAAAGAGUUCCAUUAGUUGGAAUAACCAACAACUAAUGAACUGUGAAAUAAGUUUGUGCUUACUUUUUAGCCAGAAAGUAAAGGAAAAUCAAUAGAAUGUUUCUAUAUAAGCAAAACCCUAAAGUUAGAGGUCAAUUAUGAAUAAUAAUAACAACAACAAUAACGACUACAACGAACAAAACAACAACAGUGAGUUGUUAAUUACUAAUAUAGGAAUGAAGACCUAAUAAUCCUACAACUCAGAUACUAGUCAUCAAAGAAGCUACUUAAAGUGUAACAAAAUUUUAAAGAUACUAAAACAACUAGGAUAUGAACAAUUAAUUACUUCAAAAACUAAUCUCUAUCUAAAAUUACUCAGACAAUCUUCAAGCAGAGACUGCAUGAACAUUAUCCUGAGUGAGAAGUACAUGAGCGAAGCUUCUUCUUUAUCCCUUUCCGUCAUGCACCAGUCUCACAUACAAAUCAAAUUGACAGGAUAUGGCUGUAGAAAGUGCCAACCUAAGUCUCCAAUAGCACAGUAAUAAUAUCAAAAGAAAUCACCAUCUCUAAGACAAACAAGUUGGAAAUAUUAUGGCAAGUUAAAUGGCACAUAUGCACAAAAAGAAUACAGAGAUGCUGCAAAAGCUGCUACAUCACCGUAUAAUACAUGUAAACCACUCAAAGAUAUCCUUCACUCUGGCAUAAGUCAAAUGGAUAAUCAGCUUUCAUGUUAACAAUGUUUUGAUUUCUUAAGCACAAGUUUCUUGAAAAAUAAAAUGACGUGAUAAAUUAGCUUUUACGUCAUAUGUUUGCAUUCUAGGUAGGACAAAGGGGCCUCCAGUUAUGAGGUGGACAGAAACAGAGAAUUGCAAUAGCAAGAGCAAUAUUAAAGAACCCUCCAAUUCUUUUGCUUGACGAGGCCACCAGUGCACUUGAUACAGAUUCAGAGAAACAAGUUCAAGAAGCACUCGACACAGCCAUGCAAGGAAGAACGGUCAUCUUAAUUGCACACAGAAUGUCAACUAUCGUUAGUGCAGAUAUAAUAGCUGUUGUUCAGAAUGGAAAAGUGACAGAGAAAGGAACCCAUCAUAACCUAUUAAAUACCAGUAAAUACUACAAUGCCUUGUUUAGCAUGCAGAACAUCGGCCAAGAUUGUCAGACCAGGUCACAUUCAACUCGAUGACAUAUUUUCCAUUAUAAGAUAAACAUAAGUAUUUGAUGGAUUUGAAAUGAAAUACAUUAUAAUUGACAGGAUGGAAGCUACAAAUGAGAAAGCUGAAUUUAUCCAACAAGACAAUGCGCGUCAGGACAAUCAGCAGCCUGACGAGCCAAGGGAAUUCCAUAAAGAGUUUAAACAACGCUGUGAGAAGGAGCAGAAAGGCAAAAACGAAACACAUAUAUUCUUCAGAAUCUGGUUUGGCUUGAAUAAGAGAGAGAUCAUAAAGACUGAUAUUGGCUCUUUUGCAGCAGCUUUUGCAGGAACCUAUAAACCUGUUUUUGGAUUCUACGUCAUUACAAUAGGAGUGGCAUAUUACAAUCCUGAUUCAAAGGAGAAAGUAGCUCGGUAUUCAGCAAUAUUUACCUCAAUAGGACUGCUUUCUCUGGUUGCCCACACUUUGCAACAUUACUUAUUCGGAGUAGCUGGAGAGAAGGCCAUGACAAACCUCAGGCGAGCUUUGUACACCGCCGCACUACGUAAUGAAUUGGCUUGGUUUGAAAAUCCCGAAAACAGUAUUGGACCACUUACCUCCAGGAUAGUCAAUGAAACAUCCACAGUCAAGACGAUAAUAGCUGAUCGCAUGUCUGUCAUUGUCCACUGCAUCUCCUCCAUACUUAUAGCAACAACUGUUAGCAUGAAAGUUAACUGGAGAAUGGGUCUGGUGGCUUGGGCUGUAAUGCCAUGCCAUUUUAUAGGCGGACUGGUUCAAGCAAAGUCAGCUAAAGGUUUCUCUAGUGAUAACACUGUUGCACACUCAGAACUCGUUUCCCUAGCUUCUGAAUCUACAAUGAAUAUAAAGACUGUUGCAGCUUUCUGCUACGAAACACAGAUACUUGAGAAGGCCAAAUUGUAUUUAAAGAGACCAUUGAGGAAAGGGAGGGCAGAGAGCAUCAAGUACGGAAUCAUACAAGGGAUCUCUCUUUGCUUCUGGAACGUUGCACAUGCAGUGGCCUUAUGGUACACAACAGUUCUGGUCGACAAGAACCAAGCCAGCUUUGAAGAUGGCAUAAGGUCAUACCAGAUAUUUUCCCUAACAGUACCCUCAAUUACAGAACUAUGGACACUGAUACCCACUGUUUUAUCAGCCAUCGGCAUUCUAAAACCUGUGUUCCAGAGCCUCGAUCGGUGCACAGAAAUUGUACCAGACAUGCCAGACAAUGCAUCAACUGAAAGCAUCAAAGGGGAAAUCGAGUUCCAAAAUGUCCAGUUUCGUUAUCCAUCAAGGCCUGAAGUACUGGUACUAAACAAUUUCAGUCUGCAAAUUGAAGCUGGAGUUAAGAUUGCAAUAGUGGGGCCUAGUGGAGCAGGAAAAUCUUCAAUCUUGGCCCUGUUACUUAGAUUCUAUGAUGUGAAUGAGGGAAAAGUUCUGAUUGAUAGCAAGGAUAUAAGAGGUUACAAUCUUAUGAAGUUAAGGGCACAGAUUGGACUGGUGCAACAGGAGCCACUCCUGUUUAGCUGCUCAAUUAGAAACAAUAUCCGCUAUGGAAGUGAAAAAGCAUCUGAAGCUGAGAUAAUAGAAGUGUCAAGAGAAGCAAACAUACAUGAGUUUAUAAGUAACUUGCCCAAUGGAUAUGAUACUGUUCUUGGGGAAAAGGGCUCUCAACUUUCUGGGGGACAAAAGCAAUGGAUAGCGAUAGCAAGGGCGUUACUCAAAAGACCAGCAAUAAUGCUGUUGGAUGAAGCAACAAGUGCAUUAGAUACCGAGUCCGAAAGAGCAGUGGUAAGUGCAUUGGAAUCAAUGAAGCUGAACAACUAUGGAGGGACAAAAAUGACUCGGAUAACAGUAGCACACAGGCUUUCGACAGUAAUAAAUUCAGAUACUAUAGUUGUUAUGGACAAAGGUAAGGUUGUGGAGAAGGGUAGCCACUCAACCCUGAUGGCUGAGCUUGACAGUGUGUAUUCAAGACUUGUUAGGCUCCAAAGUGUGGAAUAAUUGGACAAAAACUGACAACAGAUAAAACAUAAUGAGUCUGUCUUUUUUUCGAUACAGUGGAUAAACAUAGCUUAAAAAUCACACUAGUAAGUAUUUGCAGAAAACACAUGAAAACCUGUUUAUAUGUAUCUCUUCUCCACAGAGAUUUGAGUACACAUAAUUGAUAAACGAAAGGAAAGCGCAGCCGUUCAAAAUUUCAGUCUGUAUCCAGGUUUGAUACUGUGUAUCCUUUAGAUACUCUAAAUAAAUUAACAAGGAUAUCCAGGGCAACAAAACACAAACACAAUACAACAACAACAAACCCAGUGUAAUCCCAUAAGUGGAGUAGUGUGUUAUUUAAUUGCUCAAAACAUAAUACAGUCACAACAUGCCAGACUGGUUGAAUUGCAGUGGAACCUGAUAUAAUGGCUCCUUCGCCGUCUAUCAUUAGCCUUAUCCAACCAACGAUUUCUUUGAGAGUUGCUAGUUGCUACAGAUAUUGUUUUCUGAGGAAACUGUGAUUACAGAAAUGGACCUAAUUUUGAAUUGUCCCAAGCAAUCUAGAUAUGAUAGGUGAUACAUCUAAAUGAAAAUAUGAACAAAGCACCAGUACAAGCAUUCAUAUAUUUGAAAAAUUAAUGAGAAAACAAAAGGCCAAACCAGAGUCUUCAAAAAUGUUGACCUCGCCUGAAAGGAGACUAGAAAAUUUACGGUAAAAAUUAC
Molecule: messenger RNA, 5959 nt
Organism: Nicotiana attenuata
Lineage: Eukaryota; Viridiplantae; Streptophyta; Magnoliopsida; Solanales; Solanaceae
Product: ABC transporter B family member 14-like
Exons: 2
Coding region: 3335-5257 (640 amino acids)
Biological process (GO): transmembrane transport
Cellular component (GO): membrane
Molecular function (GO): ABC-type transporter activity; ATP hydrolysis activity; ATP binding
Source: RefSeq, a predicted model, not a curated record